CCCCUGGCAGUGUGUCACAGGGCCCUUUGUGACACGGUGGCCGUCGCCCAGGGGAUGGGCCGGUGUCCUUUGUGACCCGUGGGGAUAAAGGUGUUGGCGGCAACGCGGCCACGCCACCGUGCUCGGAGCGGGCGACUGGGCAGGACGGGACAGAGCGGUGCUGUGAGGAGCCUCCUCGCAGCCAACUCCUUUCUCGUCGACCAGGAGCGUUUCUGAGAGUUCUUUUGUGAUCAACUUCCCUCGAGGCCACAGCACAGGAGUUGGGGACCCAGAGCGUUUCUGAGGUGACCCCACUCCCUGUGGGAGUGGCCCUCGAGGCCAGGCCACGGGCCUUGGUGACCCGGAGCUUUUCCGAGGAGUCACCAGUGGCUGUGGCAGCGGCCCUUGAGGCCAUUUUGUGAGACUUUGCCACCAGGGGCUGUUCCAAGUCAUCAGCAGCCCCUGUGGCAGUGGCCCUUGAGGCCAUUUGUUGAGACUUUGCCACCAGGGGCUGUUCCAAAACAUCCCCAGUCCCUGUGGCAGGAGCCCCGCAGGCCAUUUUGUCACACUUGGCCGCCAGGGGUUUUUUCCAGGUUUCUCCCCCGCAGGUGCCCUCAAGACCAGACUGUGCCAUGGCGGGGGGAUGCUUCGGCCUGUGCCGGCUGCUCCGGAGGAAGAACAGGAGAGGCCCUGGAGCUGGCCCAGCACAGGAACCAGAGGAGGAGGUGCAGCACUUCCAGCCACUGCAGCAGGAUCCAGGCCGGGACCGCCCAGAAGAGCAGGACCGCGCCCGUGGCCGCUUGCGCAGGGCAGUUCAGAGGUUGCUGAAGUUCAUGAGAGUUCGGCGCAGAACAGCCACGACCGCACCGCCCGAGCUCCCGGCACAGCCUGACACCAGCGCAGCCGAGCUCGAGGUGGAGCCAGAUGUCAGCACUGCACCGAGGGACUGUGCAGCCAGCGGUGACAUGGCACCCAUGGAUUGUGCAGCCAGCGGUGACAUGGCACCCAUAGAUGGCACAGCAACCUCAGACACAUCAGUGACUGAUGGCACAGAAACCACCGACAUGGCAGCAACCGAUUGCGCAGCCAAAAGUGACAUGGAACUGGUUGAUGGCACUGACACCUCUGGCACGUCACAGAUCGAGGGCACAGAAACCUCUGACAUGUCACCAGUUGAGGGCACAGAAACCUCUGUGCUGCCACCAGUGGAAGGCACAGCCACCUGUGACAUGGCACCCACUGAUUGUGCAGCCAGUGGUGACAUGGCACCAGUUGAUGGCACAGCAACCUUGGACGUGGCAUUGAUUGAUGGCACAGAGACCACCAACAUGGCAGAUAUUGAUUAUGCAGCCAGCUCUGAUGUGGCACUGAUUGAUAGCACGGCAAUCUCUGACAUGGCACCAUCAGAGGGCACAGCCACCUCUGCCACAGCACCAAUGGAUGGCACUGACACCUCUGACACUGCACAGACCGAGGGCACGGACACCUCUGACAUAGCACCAGUUGAGGGCACAGAAGCCUCUGACCUGGCACCAGUGGAAGGCACAGCCACCUGUGACACCGCACUGACCGACACCGGGACAAGCUCUGACACGGCACCAACUGAUGUCGGGGCCAAGGCUGACACCACGACUGAGGGCACCGCAGACACCAACUGCACAUCCAUGGACAGUGUGACUGAUGCUCCCAGUGUCGACGUUUCAGAGGAGAAAAGUGUCUCCAGUGCAAAUGAAGUGCCGGCCAGUGUCAGCCCCAUCCACCAGUGGCUCACGUGCCAGGAGUCUCCAGAGGUCAGGCCGCCCAUUGCCAUCCGCAGGCUGGCCCACGCACACCCUGGGCACGUGGUGAUGACUCUCCUGCACUGUGCCCCAGCGUGUGACAGAGCUGCUGCAAUCCUGUGGAGGACCAUCGCCUCCUCGGCCACCACAGCGCACAAGGUGCUGCCAACGCUGCUCGGGGUGAUGGAGGACUGGCCACUGCACAGCGUGUGCACCUCCAACGGGGACCACAUGGACGUCUUUGCCCUGGCUGCAACCCUGGCCCUGUGGCUGAUGGUCCAGGAGCCCCAGUGCCAAGAUGCACUCUUGGUUCAUGCCCCUCGUCUCCUCCUGGCUCUGCUCUGCCAAGUUUCUAUGAGCACUGAGCAGAUGCCACAGGAGGUCAGCACCUUCUGGAGGGGAUGCCAGGAGCUACACGGCCUUCCCACCCACCCCAACAGCUUUGUGGUGCAGACCAUCCGGGCCCUGCUCUGCCGGCUGCAGUGGGACCAGGAGCUGGUGUCAGUGGAGCGCAAGCGUGGCUGGGACGCGCUCCUCUCUGCUGACACCCACCACUACGCGGUGGGGCUGCUGGCCAGGGAGAUGCGCCACGUGUUGGUCCCCUCCUAUGGCCCGCUGGCAAGGCACCUGCUGGGGCUGCUCAGCAGGGAGGGGCCCCGCUGGGAGCUGCCUGCCCUGGCCUUCCUUGUUGAGGUCCUCGACUAUCUGGACGUGAACACCUGUCACGACAGUGUCCUGCAGAUCCUGGCAAGGCACCUGCAGAGCCAGUGCCCAGAGAGGCAGCGCCUGGCUCUGCGAGGACUCCUGGUGCUGAGCGUGGAUCCCUCCAUGGCCAAAGGCAUCUGCAGCCUGUCUGAGCCCCUCCUGGAGCUGCUGCGUGAUGGAGAUGGAGAGCUGGUCGCCAUGACCCUCUCCGUGUUCCGGAAUGUGCUCCGGGAUGAAGACAACAGUGACGGGUUCAGCUCCACUGCCCCGAGGCUGGCUGAGGCGCUCCGGCCAGUCUUUGACCACGACAACAGCCACGUGCAGCUGCUGUCCAUUCGCCUCUUCCGAGAGGUGAUGGAGGUGCUGGCGGAAGAGGGAACAGAGCCCUGGGAGAUGCAGGUGCGCCAGAGCCUGGUCCCACUGUUCUUCCGCUGGCACGACGAGAACCAGCGCGUGGCAGAGGCCGCUCGGGAAGCGCUGCUCUGGGCUACAAGCUUCCUCAAGAGGAAGGACCUGGAGCAGCUGGUGAAGACAGAGCAGCCCUUCAGGUUCUGUGACUGCCUGAUGGAAAAGGACCUGAGCCAAAGGGGCGAGCACCUGCAGCAGGCCCUGCCCUACCUGCAGAGCCCACAGGAGCCCCUGCGAGAGGCGGCCGUCAGGUUCAUGGGUGAGCCCCAAGGCCGCGGUCCCUCCCCGCCCCGCUGCAGCUCGGCCCCAGCCCCGGCUGCUGCAGCAGCAGCAGGAUGGCCCAGCCCCGGGGCCUCCCCAUGCGGAGCCCCUGGGCCCUGA
Messenger RNA from Pseudopipra pipra, 3251 nucleotides. RefSeq lists its product as uncharacterized. NCBI's taxonomy places the organism in Eukaryota, Metazoa, Chordata, Aves, Passeriformes, Pipridae. The transcript is spliced from 14 exons. Gene Ontology annotation, cellular component: cytoplasm. The coding region runs from base 612 to 3251 and encodes 879 amino acids. The record is from RefSeq and is a predicted model, not a curated record.